This is a messenger RNA of Dentiscutata heterogama, 231 nucleotides long. Lineage: Eukaryota; Fungi; Glomeromycota; Glomeromycetes; Diversisporales; Gigasporaceae. The record is from the annotation of a GenBank genome assembly.
AUGAAAACAACCACGAUCAAUAGGGUGCGAAUUCUUUGUGAUAAAGGAAAUAAUCACCCACCUUCAGUUGGGCCUGAUAAGUCGUCUAGCAUGCAAACUUAUGAACCUACAACAAAUAAUGACUUGAUUGCAGCUUUAUACAAUAGUGAAGAGCCAGAUGAUGAAAUUCUUAAUGAAGGCGAAGUCGAUCGUUAUCUCCGUGAACCUGUUGAGAAAAGGGGCUCCGGAUGA